UGAACCUGGUUUGCAAUUUCGUCCUUAUUCUUUCCCAACAACCAACAAUCCAAUCCAACAACCCCCCACCGCAUUUAUAUAUUUGUCCUCUUUUUCUUCUCCGUUGCUACUAUCUCUGGAGUCCCUAUAGUAAUAGCGAGAGAGAUGGGAUUGAAGAAAGCGACGACGUCGUUGGAGGAAGUGAUAGAGAAAGCAGGAGGUUGUGCUGUGGUGGACGGAGGGUUCGCUACCCAGCUGGAGAGACACGGCGCUGCCAUCAACGACCCUCUCUGGAGCGCCGUCUGCCUCAUCAAAGACCCCGACCUCAUCAAGCGGGUCCACUUGGAAUACUUGGAAGCCGGCGCAGAUAUUCUGGUCACUUCAUCUUACCAGGCCACAAUUCCUGGAUUUUUGUCCAGAGGACUGUCCAUUGAAGAAGGGGAGUUGUUGCUGAAGAAAAGUGUGAAAUUGGCUGUUGAAGCUCGCAACAGUUUCUGGGAUGCUCUCAAAGUGACACCUGAGCAUCAGUAUAACAGGGCUUUGGUUGCUGCCUCUAUUGGAAGCUAUGGAGCUUAUCUUGCUGAUGGCUCAGAAUAUAGUGGAUGUUAUGGACCCCAAGUGAAUGUUGAUAAGCUCAAGGAUUUCCACCGACGCAGAUUGCAAGUUCUUGUGGAAGCAGGUCCUGAUUUACUUGCAUUUGAGACCAUCCCUAAUAAGCUUGAAGCUCAGGCCUGCGUUGAGUUGCUCGAAGAAGAAAACAUUCAAAUACCAUCUUGGAUAUGUUUCACCUCUGUAGAUGGUGAAAACGCCCCAUCCCAAGAGAGCUUCAAGGAAUGCCUUGACAUAAUAAAUAAGAGUAACAAAAUACAUGCAGUGGGAAUAAAUUGCGCACCUCCUCAUUUGAUUCAGUCUCUCAUCUGCAAAUUUAAAGAGUUAACCAAUAAAGCAAUUGUUGUGUACCCUAAUAGUGGUGAGAUAUGGGAUGGCAAAGCUAAAAGAUGGCUGCCUGCCAAGAGUUUUGAUGACAACAAUUUUGAAUGCUUUGCAACAAGCUGGCGUGACGCAGGAGCUAAACUCAUUGGAGGCUGUUGUCGGACAACACCUUCCACCGUUCAAUUUAUUUCUAAGGCUCUAAAAGGAAAUUCGUGCUGAUCAAGUAACAGUGACGGCUAUAUUUAGGAAUUUUUAGGUUAACCGAGAUUGAUUUGGUUACAUAAAUUCUUUUGGUUUGGUGUUAGAAGCCAUUUGUUUAAGAAAUUGCCUUCUGUUGGCAAAUGAAAAUUGUUACACGAAAAUUUUUUUUUGAAAGAAAUGCAGAGUUUGUUAUUGAUCGUGUC
Messenger RNA from Prunus dulcis (almond), 1316 nucleotides. RefSeq names its product homocysteine S-methyltransferase 1. Gene Ontology annotation, molecular function: zinc ion binding; S-adenosylmethionine-homocysteine S-methyltransferase activity. Gene Ontology annotation, biological process: S-methylmethionine cycle. The record is from RefSeq and is a predicted model, not a curated record. Bases 145 to 1131 code for a protein of 328 amino acids. NCBI's taxonomy places the organism in Eukaryota, Viridiplantae, Streptophyta, Magnoliopsida, Rosales, Rosaceae. The transcript has 7 exons.